ACCAGCACCGCCGAAAUGCUCUCCCGAGCCCGCAUACGGCCAAAUGGCCUCUCCAGCCUCCUCAAACAAAACACCUCCCUCCGAAGAACCCUCAUCGCCGCCCCAAAAGACGGCUCUGGCCCCCUAAUGGAACGGCGCGCCGACCGCGCCCUCCCCAACCUCCGCCCCCCUCGCCGCUGGCUCAAAACCCUACCCAUCUUCCUCAGCAUCAUGGUCGCCAGCACGCUCGCCAUCUUCAACUACCAGAAAUCCUCCUCCUCCGUUGUCAGCUCCGCGCUCUACGCGCUGCGAACAAACCCUGAGGCGAGAAGAGUGCUCGGCGAUGAGAUUUACUUUGCGCAUCGCAUUCCGUGGAUUUGGGGGGAGAUGAAUCAGUUGCAUGGCAGGAUUGAUAUUUCGUUUUGGGUCAAGGGGACGAAGGCUAAGGGGCUCAUGCGGUUUCGAAGUGAGAGGAAGACGAGGAUGGGGUUGUUCGAGACGAUGGAGUGGAGCUUGGAGCCGGAGGAUGGACAGAAGUUUUCUCUCAUGGAUGCUGAGGGCAGGGAUCCAAUGAGUAAUCGAUGAGAUGGUGCUGGACACUACGAUCUUGCUGUGCAGCGCAAGCUCGCGUAUUGCUAUCGCCAUGAAACCUACCAGUUUGGCGGCGAACGCUUGCCAAGCGAGUGGUCGGAGAGAUUGUAUCUGCUCGAAGCAAACAGCGGCUGGCCCAACGCGAUGAGCUCGACGCUGCGCCCCCUGGCAUCCACGCCGGACUUCUGUCUAGAGAAUGGCAAAUCGCGUGGUGGAUGACCGCCCCUCGAUUGCCCAUCAGCAAAAUACAGAUGAGUGCACAAGCAUCGGGUUCCGUCAACGUACGUGUGGCGAGAGCAGUCUGUUGCAAGCAUUAUCUGAUUAUCGCCCAAAACUACCUCAAAGU
This is a messenger RNA of Neohortaea acidophila, 916 nucleotides long. Its product is annotated as cytochrome oxidase complex assembly protein 1-domain-containing protein. Gene Ontology annotation, biological process: mitochondrial respiratory chain complex IV assembly. The record is from RefSeq and is a predicted model, not a curated record. The transcript is spliced from 2 exons. NCBI's taxonomy places the organism in Eukaryota, Fungi, Ascomycota, Dothideomycetes, Mycosphaerellales, Teratosphaeriaceae. The coding region runs from base 16 to 564 and encodes 182 amino acids. Gene Ontology annotation, cellular component: mitochondrial inner membrane.